Molecule: messenger RNA, 1012 nt
Organism: Microbotryum saponariae
Lineage: Eukaryota; Fungi; Basidiomycota; Microbotryomycetes; Microbotryales; Microbotryaceae
Source: the annotation of a GenBank genome assembly
AUGAGGCCCAGCACCGCAUGGCCCGCAGUAGCGCUGUGUGCGCUGUGUAUAGUCCAACUCGUCGCAGCUCAGAGCACCGUCACGACCACCGUUGCAAACGGAGAGUGAGUCAAACCGACGACACACGUCCUCGGCUCGGUUGGUGGCUCUAUCCCCCUUCCGCAGUCUGGACGAAACAAUCCCCGACCGCUCUCCGGGGAAGCGGGAGCAGAGUGGGUCGAUCCUGGCGCAUAGGCUGACCCUCCUCCUUUGAUGGGAUGCGACCGCGUCUUCCGCAGUGGCACAGGGACGGUCGAAGUUCUCUACGAAGAUUCCGACGGUGAUGUUACUUCGACGCGCAUCCUGAGCACCAUCACCAUCACCAUCGCCACCACCACCACCACCAUCGCGAACCAAGGCCAGGUCGGCCCGACCACACUGUGCACAACCGCCGGCUGCUCCGCCUUACCCAGUAAGUUCGAACAAUGGCUCGAGCGUGAUGAAACACACACUGUAUCACUUGACUGAACACUCCUUAUGGGUUGUUCCCACCUCCGCAGCCACCUACACAGUUGCGACGACGAUCGAGUGAGUUUCUUUUUGGGCCGUCUAGGGGCUCGCCGAGGCGCGAGCCGAGCAAGCGAUGCGUCGCGAAUUUGACCGCAUGCAGAUACUGACAAAAGUGCAAUUUUACGUGUGCAGUGGCGUUUCUACACAAGUUAUCGCGACAUGGUAUGCCUCCACACCCGAGACCGCGAUCCCGACCUGGACUUCGUCGGGUUCGAUCGAGGCGCUUGCUUCUUGUCAGUCCUGUCUUGGUCAAGAACGGAUUCCUGACGAUGGUCAGAUUGACCGGGACCCAAACCCAUCCUUGCGUAUUCUAAUAGAUAUCACCACUACGAUCACCGUCAAGGGCGGUAGCUCGAGCUCUGGCUCGUCGCCCUCUUCGAGUCCAUGGUUCGUCGGCGAAAAGACGGUCGUGGUUAUCGGUGCGAUCUUUGCAGGCGUCUUUGGAGCGGCCAUCGUUUUGUGA